GCAGGGCUGGGUCCCACUCGCCGGCCCUUAUAUACCCUCCUGCGGAGAGAUCGCGGCACACGUGCUACACACGGCAGGACAGACGCACGACACCAGUCAUGUACGCUAAGUUGUUAAUGUUGUGCUGCGCGUGGGCCGCGGUGUCUGCGGCGCCGGGGCUGCUCGACAUCGGGCUGUCGCACGGGUACGCUGCGCCCGCGCUCGCUGCGCCCGCAUACACGGCGCAUGCCAUCGCCGCGCCUGCCAUCACCACACACGCCAUUGCCGCCCCGGCUAUUGCCACUCACGCUAUCGCCGCUCCUGUAGUCCGUGCAGAGCCCAUCGAUCCCAACCCAGCGUAUAGCUUCUCAUACGGAGUAGCAGACCCACACACCGGGGACCAAAAGGACGCACAUGAGACGCUGCAGAACGGCGUCGUCCACGGCUCCUACAGUCUCGUUGAGCCCGAC
This is a messenger RNA of Papilio polytes (common Mormon), 449 nucleotides long. It is a transcript of the gene Cpr64Ac, whose product is annotated as cuticle protein 8-like. The record is from RefSeq and is a predicted model, not a curated record. Gene Ontology annotation, cellular component: extracellular matrix. The transcript has 3 exons. NCBI's taxonomy places the organism in Eukaryota, Metazoa, Arthropoda, Insecta, Lepidoptera, Papilionidae. The annotation marks the transcript as partial.